UGAUUAUCCAUCUAGGUCAAGCAAUGUUUGAUUGUAAAUGGAAACUGUUUCUCCCUCUCUUAAACUAUUUAUCUCUCUCUUACAAAGCAGCAAAAACUUGUCACUCUCUUUCAGGGCGCCCUUUAUCCCUCUCGUCAAACCCCUUUUGGAAUCGUCACUGUCCUGUCUGGAAAACCAACCACUCCUGCGCGUCUCUGUAGCGUAAAUGAGAUCCCCCUUCCACUGCAUUCUCUCUCUUCCAUUCGCCCUCUCUCUCUCUCUCUCUCUCUACCUGCGUCUCCACUCUGCAAAUCCUCCAAGCUCUUCGCAUCUACCUCUCUCUCUCUCUGAAAUAAGAUUUAAAUAGAGAGAGAAAAUGAUGAUAGGAAGUGCAGAGAGCGAAGCCUUAGGCAUGAGCAUCAUGUCCUCUCUUCCCCUGCAACUUAAUCAAGCGGCGGCCAUGGCCAGAGAAGCCCCAAUCUCCAUUCGAGAUCCAGUGAAUUCAAGUGGUUUGUGGAGCAAGAAAGACGAUCGCGUCCCUCAAUGGAGCCAUCAAGAAACAAGGGAUUUCAUAGCCAUUAGGGCUGAGCUCGAAAGGGAUUUUACACAGACAAAGAGGAAUAAGACGCUCUGGCAGGCCGUGGCUUCAAAGAUGAAAGAGAGAGGUUACAGAAGAAGCCCUGAACAGUGCAAGUGUAAGUGGAAGAACCUCGUUAAUCGAUACAAGAAGUCCUUGCCGUGGCAGGGGAAGGAGACAUCUGAUCCUGAGAGUGGCAGGCAGUGCCCCUUCUACGAAGAGCUUCAGGCCAUCUUCACUGAACGCUCAAAAAGCCUAAACCGCAUGCUCUUAGAAUCAGAGCUUGGAGGCUCAGCCUCCAAGAACAAGAUGAAGAGGCCACUCCCUGAACGAUCCUCUGAUGAAUUCACAGAUGAUGAGGAAGAUGAUGAAGAAGAGAGCGAAGAUGAUAGAACAGCAACAAAGGGCAAGAAGCGCAAGUUAGAGAGAGACAGAAACAAAGUGGGCGCAGAUAAAUCUCGAGCUAAUGGUAUCAAUGAAGUCCUCCAAGAAUUUUUUCAGCAACAACAGAGGAUGGAGAUGCAAUGGAGAGAGAUGGCUGAGAGGAGAGCUCAAGAGAGGAGGAUGUUUGAACAAGAGUGGAGACAGUCGAUGGAGAAGCUGGAGAGAGAGAGGCUGAUGCUCGAGCAGUCAUAUAGAGAAAGAGAGGAGCAGAGGAGGAUGAGAGAGGAGAGCCGUGCAGAGAAGAGAGAUCAAUUGCUCACAACCUUGUUGAACAAGCUCAUCCAUGAUGGACUUUGACUGUGUGAUGAAGAUGGGUCUUUUGCUUGCUUGUGAGUGUGUGAUGAAGACUGGUCUUUCACUUGCCUCCUUGGUACUGUUUUGGUAGAAAGAUGCAUUUGGAGGGGUGCUGCAUAUCAUUCUCUACAGCCGAAUGAAGCUCAUCUUUACAGUCGUGAAAUGGGAGCUUUGGAGUUAAGUGUAAAUUCUCUCCGUUCUGGUUCAGCUCCAUUUCUGAAAAUUCUCUUAUUUUACUUCAAGAUAGAUAUAUCGUCGAGUUUGAAGAGUAAUAAUCCCAUGUGAGAGUGUCUUCUGGUCUACAAUUUAUGUAUCUGGUGGUUUUUGCUUUUCAUCUUUUAUAUGUUUGUACAAAACUCACCCAGCACAAAUCUAUACAGAGAUGAAGUUGGAACACUGUGAUAAGAGAGCAGAAGAGAAACAUAACUUUGAAAUUUUCAUUUAAUAAUUUUUUCUAUUUUUGUAUCAA
Molecule: messenger RNA, 1763 nt
Organism: Amborella trichopoda
Lineage: Eukaryota; Viridiplantae; Streptophyta; Magnoliopsida; Amborellales; Amborellaceae
Product: trihelix transcription factor GT-3b
Source: RefSeq, a predicted model, not a curated record